Messenger RNA from Lepus europaeus (European hare), 4799 nucleotides. It is a transcript of the gene ZNF333, whose product is annotated as zinc finger protein 333. Lineage: Eukaryota; Metazoa; Chordata; Mammalia; Lagomorpha; Leporidae. Gene Ontology annotation, cellular component: nucleus. The transcript is spliced from 9 exons. Gene Ontology annotation, biological process: regulation of transcription by RNA polymerase II. Bases 469 to 1932 code for a protein of 487 amino acids. The record is from RefSeq and is a predicted model, not a curated record. Gene Ontology annotation, molecular function: RNA polymerase II transcription regulatory region sequence-specific DNA binding; DNA-binding transcription factor activity, RNA polymerase II-specific.
CGCGCAAGGCGCGCCGAGGUGGGAGUGUCUCCCGCGGAUCUGCAGAUGGCUGCAACGGUUAGGACUGGGCCAGGCUGAAGCCAGGAGCCAGGAGCUCCAUCCGGGUCUCCCGCGCAGGUGCAGGGGCCCAAGGACUUGGGCCAUCUUCCACUGCUUUCUCAGGCCACAGCAGAGAGCUGGAACAGAAGUAGUGCAGCCGGACUCGAACCAGCGCUUAUAUGGCAAACCAGCGUCCCAGGCAGUGGCUUAACCUGAAGGAGCUUGCUGGUCCGAGAGACGUGAAGCUGUGUGCGGCUGGCGGGGCCGAUCCUCGUCGCGUUUCCUUGGUAGUUGGAGAGAGACGGAAUCACGCGCACAGACAUGAACUUCACAGCCGGCCAAGGGCAGCCUGGGAAUCGAGACUGGACCCCGCAGGCCUGAUGUGUGUGCGGGAUAUUUUGGAAGACACAGCAAUCCAGUGGCAAGCAAAUGGGACUGAAGAUGACCAUGCAGCCUGAGAGGGCAGUGACGUCGGUGCCCACGCUGGACCUCCCUGACCCGCAGGUGGCCGGGGCUUGUGCUCUGCCUGCUCAGGACCCACCCUGGGUGCAGGAGGGCAGCAGAGAGGAGGAAGCCCUGGCCCCAGGGUGGCCGUCUACCUGUUCCCAGGACGCAGUCACCUUUGCGGAUGUGGCCGUGGUGUUCACCGCCGAGGAGUGGCUGUUCCUGGACUCUGCUCAGAGGCGCCUGUACCGGGACGUGAUGCUGGAGAACUAUAGGAACCUGUCCGCCGUGGAACCUCAGCGUCAACCCCAAGGGUCCAUUCCUAGCCAAGACACUUUUGCGGGGAUUCCCUGCUUCGGCAUGAAAAAGGAACCCCCUCAGCCCGGAGGAGGGCUCUGUAGCUGUGACGUGCUCGGGAAGCCACUCCUGCAGCCUCGGCAGCCUUGCCCUGGAGAAGCCCCCCGCGCGUGUCCCAGGGGCGGGAAGUCCUUCUUCCCGCGUGCCCGCCUGCUCGUGCCCGAGAAACCCCACCGUGGGGAGAAGACCUUCGCGUGCGGCACGUGCGGCAAGUGCUUCCGGUACAGCUCCGACCUCACGAGGCACGAGAGGACUCACACGGCCGAGAAGUGCUUCGAGUGCCGGCAGUGCCGCCAGGCCUUCAAGUACUCCUCCAACCUGCGGCGGCACAUGAGGACGCACGGCGGGGAGAAGCCCUUCGCGUGCGGGCAGUGCGGCAAGACCUUCACGAGGAACUUCAACCUGGCCUUGCACCGGCGGAACCACACGGGCGAGAAGCCCUACGCGUGCCAGGAGUGCGGGAAAGCCUUCCAGCAGCCCUCGUCCCUCCGGAGCCACGCGAGGACGCACACCGGGGAGAGGCCCUUUGUGUGCGGCCAGUGCGGGAAGGCCUUCCGGGAGCACUCCUCGCUGAAGACGCACCUGCGGACCCACACGAGGGAGAAGCCCUACACGUGCGACCAGUGCGGCAAGCCCUUCCGCACGAGCACCCACCUGAGCGUGCACAGGCGGAUCCACACCGGGGAGAAGCCCUACCCGUGUGGCACCUGCGGCCAGGUCCUGAGUCGCCUCUCGACCCUGAAGAGCCACUUGCGGACCCACACAGGAGAGAAGCCCUACGCGUGCCAGGAGUGCGGGCGGGCCUUCCGUGAGCCCUCCUCACUCCGGAAGCAUGCCAGGACUCACACCGGCAAGAAGCCCUACGCGUGCCAGGAGUGCGGGCGGGCCUUCGGUCAGUCCUCACACCUCCUCGUGCACGUGCGAACCCAUGCGGCGGGGAGACCCUACCCGUGUGAUCAGUGUGAGAAAGCCUUCCGGCACAGCUCGUCCCUCACUGUGCACAAGAGGGUCCACGGUGGGCGAGAGAGCGUGGGGAGCAGCAGCCCGCCUCUGCCGGUGCCUGGUCCCCGCAGCGGCCCCCUUGCUAGUUAGCUUCUGGGGUUGAGAGGCGACACUGGGGGCUGUCGCUCAUCCUCCCAGUCCUUGCUUGGCUGCAUGCCGCGUCGUUAUGCAGUUGGUCCUCUGCACCACCUGCAGGUUCAGCCAACCACGGCCUCUUCAGUGAAUGUGCACAGGCUUUUUAUUAUUAUUCCCUAAGAAGAAAUGGCACCUAGCAGCUGUGUACAGAAGCUUCCUGCUGUACUGGGUGUUGUAAGCGACCCAGAGAUGACCCGUGUGUGGGAGGCUGAUGUGUGCUAGUUCUAUGCAGAUACUAUACCAUUUUAUAUCCAGGGUUUGGACAUCUGCAGAUUCGGGUGUUUUAUGUGUGUGUCUUGGAACCAAUCCCCGUGGACACCAAGGUGUGACAUUUUGGUUCGUUUCUAGCUAUGGUCUUCCAUCAUGACUUACUUUUUGGCACAUGAGUGAUUUGGGAUUAGACUUUCAAUCCUAGUACAGGGAUAGAUGUUCGUAAGAAUGUACUUAUUUAGCAUGAAAUACAUCAACCCGAAGUGCACAUGGAUGUUUGACAGAGGUAUAGUGCUUCUUGCCUUUUUUUUUUUUAAGAGCAGGCAUGACGUCCAGAGCUGGAAAAGCCAUCCUGUGAUCAUGUGGGUAAAAGCCACAGGCCAGUGAGUGUCGCUGGAAUCACAACCGUCCUGGUUUUCUAAUCUAAAAAGAAACACGUAGAGUAGUAGAUUUUUUUUUUUUUUUUUUUGUGGGCUAGGAGCCUGAGCUGACAUGGGCAAGCUGUUGGGAGCUGCCCAUCUGGGGUGCAGGGAGCCGCAGAGCUAAAUCUGUUUGGUUUUCAUCGGCCUCCCCAACAUUUACAGAUCGGGGCCAUUGUGGCCAUUUGGGGAGUGAGCCAGUGGAUGAAGAUCUCUCUCUCUCUGCCUCUGCCUGUCUGUAACUCAAGUAAAUAAACAAAUCUAAGAAAAAAAAAAGCAAUGUGGUCCAUGUAUACAGUGGAGUAUUAUUCAGUCAUGAAAAAACAACACAGUCCCGACAUUUACAGAAAAAUGGAUAGAACUGGAGGUCAUUAUGCUAAAAGUUUUUUUUAGAUAACAUUGUUAAUAUACAUUAUGGUUGAAGGUUUAAUGGCUCUACUGAAAAAAGUGUUCAACAAAUAAAAUGUAAAAAGACCACAGUCUGGAAAGAGAAUAAGCAGUGGGUGUGAACAACAGUCAGAUGAAAAGGUGUACAGCCUCACUCAUGUGAAGUCACUUAAAAUAAUCACAAAUAGUACGUACUACAGUAGUUUGUAAUUCCUAUCAAUUUUUGGACAAAUAUUAAAAGCAAUGUUUUGUCAAACAUUGUAUUUGCAACAAAAGUGGGCAUUUCUUUUUUUUUUCUUUUAAAGAUUUAUUUAUUUGAAAGGCAGAGUUACAGAGAAAGGGAGAAGGAGAGAGAGAGAGAGAGAGAGAGAGGUCUUCCACCUGCUGGUUCACUCUCCAAGCGCCUACGACAGCCAGGGCUGAGGCCAGGGACUUGGAACUCCAUGCAGAUGGCCCCGUGUGGGUGGCAGGGACCCACGUACUUGCGCCGUCACCUGCUGCCACCCGGGGUGCACACGUGCAGGAAGCUGGGAUUGGAAGUGGAUCUGGGACUCGAACCUGGCACUCUAACAAGGGGUGUGGCUAUCCCACGUGGCAUUUUCACCACUUCUGCGAGUGGUCACCUCCAAGAUGCUCAGCCUUUUCAUAGCUUUUGGCCCCAUCCUGAGCGCUCUCAUUUGGACAGCAGCCACCCCACUGCUUCCUCCCCCUCCUCCACUCUGAGGCCCCAGGCCAGCCCCUGGCCACCUGCACACUGCCCAGGGAUAGAUGUUCGGAAUAUUUGGGUAUAUACAGAUGCUACCCAGGCAUAGUUUUUUUCAUCACACACAUUUUCUUUAACUUUUUGUAGCUCUCAUGUGUGCGUGGAUUUCAAUUUUUUUUUUUUGCACAAAAGAUUAUCUUGUUAAUUCCAUUUUCCAGGCAUUUUAAAAAUGUCCCUAUAGAUCCUUAUCCUACCUAGAAAAUUGGGAGUGUGAAAAAAUCUUACAAGCUAUGAGAUCAUUUUCAUGAUGAAAAUGAGUUUAUUUACACUUUCAUCAAAAGACGGUCUGGGACUGUAGUUUCUUUGCAACCUGAACUCAGCUUCAUCACCAGGUGGCAUAGGACUGUAAGUGGGGUCUUAUGUACCUUUUUAAAAAUUAUCUUUGUAUUUUUUAUUUAGUUACUUAAUUAUUUAGUCAAAAGGCAAAACAAGAGAGAGAAAGAGAGAGCAAGUGAGCUCUUCCAUCCACUGGUUCACUCCCCAAGUGACCACAAUGGCCAGGGCUGGGCCAAUCUGAAGCCAGGAGCCAGGAAUUCAGUCUGGGUCUCCCACCUGGGUGCCAGAACCAAAAAUACGUGGGCCGCCAGUGCUGCGGCUCAACAGGCUAAUCCUCUGCCUGCGGCGCCGGCACACCGGGUUCUAGUCCCAGUCAGGGCGCCGGAUUCUGUCCCGGUUGCUCCUCUUCCAGUCCCGCUCUCUGCUAUGUCCCGGGAAGGCAGCGGAGGAUGGCCCAGGUCCUUGGGCCCUGCACCCGCAUGGGAGACCUGGAGAAGCACCUGGCUCCUGGCUUUGGAUCAGCGCGGUGCGCUGGCCACAGCAGCCAUUGGUGGGUGAACAAUGGAAAAAGGAAGACCUUUCUCUCUGUCUGUCUCUCACUAUCCACUCUGCCUGUCAAAAAAACAGAAAAGAAAAGAAAAAAAAUACGUGGGCCAUCUUCUUCUGCCUUCCCAGGUGCAUUAGCAAGGAGCUGGAUUGGAAGUGGAGCAGCUGGGACUCGAACCAGAGCUCCAAUACGGGAUGCCUGUGUGGCAAGCUACAGCGUA